UCCGCCUGUGAGUUACACUCUAGUUUUGUAGGAAAUGUAGCCAAACCGGUAUUACUCAGUCCCUACAAACUUGGGCCGAUUUGACGCUCAUGUGAGACUACAUACCUCAGUUGAGGAGGCAUAUGUGGCUUUACAAAUGAAGACAUGCUUUGAAGUAACCCUCAAAUGAUACGGGCAUAAUUGAACGACUUCAUUUAUAGUCUUUUAACUUUUUACUAAAUCUACUAAAUCUCUCUUGGUUUCACCUGGCUGGCAGACUCAAAGCUGGAAAUCACCACACUCAGCAUGGAGCCCUCACUUGCUGAAAAUCUACCCCACUGUGAAGAUGAGACAAUGGUCCCAGUACUAACAUCGAGAAAAGCCAGUGAAUUACCAGUGAACGAAGUUGCAUGUUUAUUGCAGGCAGACCUGCAGUACGGCCUAACCCACAGCGAAGUGGCCCAUCGCCGUGCCUACCAUGGCUGGAAUGAGUUUGAUAUCAGCGAAGACGAGCCCCUCUGGAGGAAGUAUAUUUCCCAGUUUAAAGACCCCCUCAUCAUGUUACUGCUGGCCUCGGCCGUCAUCAGUGUGCUGAUGCGACAGUUUGACGAUGCCGUCAGCAUCACCGUGGCCAUUAUUAUUGUUGUUACAGUCGCCUUUGUUCAGGAGUAUCGCUCAGAGAAAUCCCUGGAGGAGCUGGGGAAACUGGUGCCUCCUGAAUGCCACUGUGUACGGGAGGGACACCUGGAACACCUACUGGCACGUGAGCUGGUCCCAGGGGACACAGUGUGCAUGUCUGUGGGAGAGAGGGUCCCAGCAGACCUGCGUCUCUUUGAGGCGGCAGACCUGUCAAUAGACGAGUCGAGCCUAACAGGAGAGACCGCCCCAUGCCCCAAGUCCUCCGCUCCCCAGCCAGCGGCCACAAACGGGGACAUCACCUCCCGCAGCAAUGUGGCCUUCAUGGGAACGCUGGUGCGCUGUGGGAAAGCCAAGGGAAUUGUUAUUGGAACAGGAGAAAACUCAGAAUUUGGAGAGGUCUUCAAGAUGAUGCAAGCUGAAGAGGCCCCAAAAACCCCGUUACAAAAGAGCAUGGAUCUUCUUGGAAAGCAGCUGUCCCUCUAUUCUUUUGGAAUCAUAGGAGUCAUCAUGCUGGUUGGGUGGCUUCAGGGAAAGCAUAUAUUAGACAUGUUCACCAUUGGUGUCAGCCUGGCGGUGGCAGCCAUCCCAGAAGGACUCCCCAUUGUGGUGACCGUCACAUUGGCCCUGGGUGUUAUGAGGAUGGUCAAGAAACGUGCCAUUGUCAAGAAGCUCCCCAUCGUUGAAACACUGGGAUGCUGCAAUGUGAUCUGCUCUGACAAGACCGGCACCCUGACCAAGAAUGAGAUGACUGUCACUCAACUCUUCACCUCUGACGGGCAGCACGUGGAGGUCACAGGCGUUGGCUACAACGGAGCCGGAGAGGUUAUGCUGGAUGGAGAAGUGGUCCACGGCUUCGCAAAUUCAUCCAUCACGAAAAUAGUAGAAGCUGGCUGCAUCUGCAAUGACGCAGUCAUCAGGAACCACACGCUCAUGGGACGUCCCACCGAAGGGGCACUCAUUGCCCUGGCCAUGAAGAUGGGAUUGGAGGGAGUUCAGCAGGAGUAUAUCCGGAGAGAGGAGCACCCUUUCUCCUCAGAGAAGAAGUGGAUGGCUGUUCGCUGUGUCAACCGAACUCAGCAGGAUAAACAGGGAUUAUACUACAUGAAAGGUGCCUACGAACAGGUGAUUCGCUACUGCGCCUCCUAUAACAGCAAGGGGCUGACACUGCCCCUGAACAGCCAACAGAGGGAGCUGUACCAGCAGCAAAAGAGCUACAUGGGCACAGCUGGUCUGAGAGUGCUGGCAUUUGCGUCUGGAUCCGAAUUGAGUACUCUCACUUUCCUGGGCCUGGUGGGCAUAAUCGAUCCCCCCAGAGCCGGGGUGAAAGAAGCCGUGGGAACGCUGGUGAGCUCGGGCGUGGCCAUCAAGAUGAUCACCGGAGACUCCCAGGAAACCGCUGUGUCCAUUGCCAGCCGAUUGGGCCUGUUCACAAAAGGGUCCCAGUCUCUCUCUGGAGACGACGUGGAUCAAAUGGACAUUCAGCAGCUGUCGCAGAUAGUGCCGCGGAUAGUAGUGUUCUACAGAGCCAGCCCCAGACAUAAACUGAAGAUUGUCAAGUCUCUGCAGAACAUUGGUGCGGUGGUGGCCAUGACGGGGGAUGGGGUCAAUGAUGCAGUGGCACUCAAGGCGGCAGACAUCGGGGUGGCCAUGGGCCAGACGGGGACCGACGUCUGCAAAGAGGCGGCGGAUAUGAUCCUGGUGGACGAUGACUUCCAGACUAUCAUGUCAGCCAUUGAGGAAGGCAAAGGAAUUUACAACAACAUUAGGAAUUUUGUCAGGUUUCAGCUCAGCACGAGUAUUGCGGCUUUGACUCUAAUUUCGUUGGCUACGUUGAUGAAUUUUCCCAAUCCACUAAAUGCCAUGCAGAUCCUGUGGAUUAAUAUCAUAAUGGACGGGCCGCCCGCACAGAGUCUGGGAGUGGAGCCUGUGGAUCAGGAUGUGAUCCGGAAGCCUCCUCGUGAUGUCAGAGACACCAUCCUCACCCGCAGCCUCAUCGUGAAGGUCCUGGUCUCCGCUCUCAUCAUCGUGUGCGGGACCCUCUUUGUGUUCUGGAGAGAGCUGCAAGACAACUUAAUCACCCCUCGGGACACCACCAUGACCUUCACCUGCUUCGUGUUCUUCGACAUGUUCAACGCACUCAGCUCCAGGUCACAGACCCGUAUGGUUCACGAGAUGGGCCUGUGCAGCAACAGGAUGUUCUGCUAUGCAGUCCUGGCCUCCAUCAUGGGCCAGCUGCUGGUCAUUUACUUCCCCCCGCUACAGAAGGUGUUCCAGACUGAGAGCCUCAGUAUUUAUGAUCUGCUUUUCCUUGUGGGGCUGACAUCCACUGUAUGCGUCGUCUCCGAGCUAAUAAAGAAGAUCGAGAGGUGGAGAGGCAGAGGCGCAGAGAGAACUGAGAAGUCGGAUUCUUUCCACGAAGUAUGACACAUAUUGCGUCCAGUGUGGAGAGGGGGGCGGGUGGAAGGGUGGGUGGUUGGGCGUUGAUGGGGUAGCGUUUUGGGGGGUUCCCUGCAGAGAACACAGACUGGAAAGUAGAUACGGGAGCAGGUUUUUCUUCCGUAUACUGUUGAAUUUUGGGGCUUUUCAAGUGUAAUUUAUGAUGGGACACACCGUCCUUACCUCAGAGGGCACGGUGGUCAGAAACAACCAGGCUUCAAUGCUUUGGUUUGCUGCUUGAAACUAUACAACCUUUCGAGAACAUUAUUUAUGAGGUUAACUUAACAAAGAACAGUUGUUGACAUAAUUCUUUAUAAUUUUUAAUGUAUGCUUUGUCUUUUUUUUUUUUUUUAAACCACCUUUCUUUGCGCACUGGUGGCUGAGUAUAGCUUUUGUGGAAUGAUAUAGCUCUCACCUUCACGCAUUCCAGCUCAUCAUGCUAGAACGGUUUGAGUCCCCGUGUAGUUGCUUGAAAUAUGUAACUUCACAAUUUAAGAGAAGACUACUUCUGUAAAAGAAACGUGUGCGAUAAUUUUGUGUACUGGUUUUUGGAAGCAGUUACCACUAUAAAGUUGUGUAUUUUGUG
Molecule: messenger RNA, 3640 nt
Organism: Conger conger (European conger)
Lineage: Eukaryota; Metazoa; Chordata; Actinopteri; Anguilliformes; Congridae
Gene: atp2c1
Product: ATPase secretory pathway Ca2+ transporting 1
Exons: 27
Coding region: 286-3042 (918 amino acids)
Biological process (GO): intracellular calcium ion homeostasis; manganese ion transport; calcium ion transmembrane transport
Cellular component (GO): Golgi membrane; plasma membrane; endoplasmic reticulum
Molecular function (GO): P-type calcium transporter activity; ATP binding; ATP hydrolysis activity
Source: RefSeq, a predicted model, not a curated record